AUGCCGGCAGCGAAGCGCGGAAAGCAGAGCACGCCGCGCCGUAAGGCCAGCGCGGAGCAGGCUGUUGUACACGAAAAGGCGGAGAAUGUCUUUUUGUUUGUGCCGAACCUGAUCGGCUAUGCGCGAGUGAUCCUCGCUUCGAUUUCGCUCUACUUUAUGCGUGACAACCCUCGUGUGUGCACUGUGCUCUACGGUGUCUCGUGCCUUUUGGACGUGUUUGACGGGAUGCUUGCGCGCCGCCUGGACCAGAGCACCAAGUUUGGAGCUGUGCUGGAUAUGGUCACGGACCGGUGUACGACGUCGUGUCUGCUGUGCUUCCUGGGCGCCGCGUACCCCCGCUGUGCGCUGCUGUUCAUGUUCCUGGUGACGCUUGACUUUAGCAGCCACUACAUCCACAUGUACAGCACGCUCGUGACGGGCAACAAGUCGCACAAGGUCAUUGACUCGAGCCGCUCGCGUAUUCUUUCGAUGUACUAUACCGACACGCGUGUGCUUUUCCUUUUCUGUGCCGGCAACGAGCUCUUUUUCGUGUGCCUGUACCUGAUGGCGUUUUACAAGCAGCCGUUGGACCUCGACGUGCUCGCCAUCAUGCCCAAGUCCCUCGUGGCUGCGAUUGCGACGGAAAAGAGCGGAUGGGUGUACUAUGUUCUGCACUCUUACGUCCCCUCGUUGACCUGGCCUCAGAUCCUUGGCGCGGUGACGUUCCCUGUGUGCGCGGGCAAGCAGAUCAUCAACUGCGUCCAGUUCUGGAAAGCGGCCAAGACGCUCGCCGACAUCGACGUGCAAGAGCGCCGCGCCCGCCGCAGCAAGAAGUAA
Molecule: messenger RNA, 816 nt
Organism: Malassezia japonica
Lineage: Eukaryota; Fungi; Basidiomycota; Malasseziomycetes; Malasseziales; Malasseziaceae
Gene: pis1
Product: CDP-diacylglycerol--inositol 3-phosphatidyltransferase
Exons: 3
Coding region: 1-816 (271 amino acids)
Biological process (GO): phosphatidylinositol biosynthetic process
Cellular component (GO): Golgi apparatus; membrane
Molecular function (GO): CDP-diacylglycerol-inositol 3-phosphatidyltransferase activity
Source: RefSeq, a predicted model, not a curated record